UUAAGGCGUGUGAGAGGCGUGUGUACUGGUUUGUGUGCAUUAUAACAAUACUAAGACGAGGUGUAGUCAGAAAGUGUGAUUUGGAAAGGGAGGGAUGGAUGAAAGAGAGUGAGAGUGAAAGGGGGAGGGAUGAAGAAGGUUAGAUUGUGCCCAGACUCAUUCUGCAUUGCUGAAGAGAAAGAGAGAGAGUCUAGCAGGAUCUUGUUUUGUGUAGCUGCUAGUUCAGCACUGUUAGCUGCAGUCUCUGCUUCGCUGUACCAAGGGUUUUGGCCAUGCUGUUUGCUCUGCCCAGGCUCGCUGUGUUUAUCUCUGCAGUGCUCUUCAAUGGUGAUGUAGUCUGGGCAAGUACACAUACGGAUCUUGAUCCAGGGUUCCUCCAGUGUCAAGAGUGUUUUUUCAGAGGCACACCUCCACAAUCACUGUCUGAGCUGGGUUUGGAGCAGAGGUGUCACAGACAUCUGACCGGACGGCCUUUUGCAUCUCUCUAUAACACCAACUGCCAGACCACCGUCUAUACGGCUCUUCACCUCAGCCUGAAUAAUGGAUGGGGCAGAGGAGAGCAGAGCAUGCAGGAUUCCAAAGAAGAAAUCAAUGGAGAUUCCCAUGUGGCCAUCCCAGCUCUUUACAGAGGAACCACCAAUAUGACCCCAUCACCAUCCAACUCCCCUCUCCUGAAAUGGGAUGUUCUGACAGCAGAGCUGAUAUGGAGCUCCAUCGUACCGAUGUGUUCAGAGACGAGUGGGGAAAUUUAUGUGCAGAUUGGUGUGGGCGGGUUUAAUGAGUGUGGGGGAAAAUUAUUGUGGUCAGCAGUGUGUUGUGCUGCUUCAGAUGGAGAUGCUAGUUUCAGUGUUGGGCUAGUGAAGGAGGGGGAUGUAAGGGUGCUCAGCAUUACGGCAUUAGAGGAGCUGAUAGGAGGUACAAGCCUGUUUUCAGAAGGUUGUGGUGAAAUGGGACGUCAGGGAGAAGAACUUACGUCGCUCUUGAACAAGCAACUGAAUGACAUCAAAACACCCAACUCUAAUGCACAAAGUGAAGAACACGUUGGCGUACAGAACACUCAGGAAGCAGGAACAUCAGAAUCAGAAAAUGAGGAAGUGACAGAGCAUGUUAAUGGCGAAACCUCAAGCUACACAUCUUCCUUGAGCUCAGACAUGGACGUUGAGGAGAGCACCAAUGAGACAGAGAGCUCAGGGUCUGCGCUAAUCUACAUUUUGUCUUCGACCAUCUCUCUGCUUUAUGCCCCUUUUUCUCCGAUCGUAAACAAGGUCACUAACUUUCCCUUCCAGCUCACCUACGUUCUACAGGAAGAUCUGGCAGUUCUGGCCUCAGUGCCUGGUGACAGCUACACUUUGGUAAACAACUUGUGCUCAGGAGUGUGUUCUGGGGUUUCAUGCGUGUUGGGAACCUUGUACCAGACAGGAGAAACAAGCGUGUGCACCAUUUACUCCUGCCUCAGUCCAUUAGCCAGCAGCCUGGUCCUGGCAUUCCAGGAGGGAUUCACAGGAACGGGCACUCUGGCAUCGGAUGCCUUAGGGAUUGUGACGGGAACAAUGGGGAAUGGUUUUAGGAUCAUCAGGAUGGUUCUCGGGUCAGUCUGGGAUCAGAUGUUAGAUUACCUGUGUGCCGUAUCUUCAGAAAUGGGCUACCAGGUGUCAACAGUAGGUAGUGGGAUUGGAAAACUUACCUGGAGAAGUGGAAGAGGGGUGGGCCACCUGCUAAACAUUGUUGCAUCCAUUGUAGGCGGAGUGGUGGAGAAUACAAUAACCAAUGUCCAGGAAGCUUUCGGAGAGAGCUCAGGGGAAUCAUCCGAAUCACAAAUGCCUGAAUUGCUGAAAUCUGAAGUCGUCAGUGAAUAGAUUUAGAUGAGUGUAUAUGCCUGUGUUAGAUACCUUAUUUGCAUAUUACACUACAAAUAAAGUGCAACAGAUCCCACCCACUUUUUCAGUUGGUUCUGGAAGUAUUUUUCCCAUUCAUUUUUUCAAUAGGGGUUUGUAAAAAGCAAACUAAACCAACCAGCUAUGAGGUAAAUCACAACAUUACAAAAUUUGAUUUAAAGCAAAAAUAUUUGAUAAUCAGUCAAAAAGACAACUUAGCAGCUUUAAUGAGAGAACUACAAUCCCAAGAAGCAUUGCGACAUAAUUUAACAUAAUUGAAAUUGACAAAACAAUGGGUAAGAGUUUAGGGAAACUGACUAUUGUUCCUAAAGAGUUGGUGUGUUUUUUUAAUUUUUUUUAUUUGCUUGUUUCGAUUCUCUGAUUGGUGGAGAUUUCUGUGCAGAAUCAUGGGUAAUGUAGUUUUAACAGAAAUUCCACUGUCAAACAUGAUUCUUUAAAAAAUGUGAAAUAAUGGAACAAUGCUGACUGGCGGCUUUUACAAAAUACCAUCAAUUAACAACCUCGUAGCUCACAGUGUGUCUUAGCUAUAGUUAAAAAUCAAUUCCCUGGUGAAAUUGAAUGGGAUUUUUACUGCUAGAACCCAACUGUCACACUAUAUAGUGUCUUGUAGACUGGACAAUGAAUAUUGACCAUAUGGCAUGUGGAUAUGAAUCAUGAAACCUCUAUUUUACAGUCUGCCUUAAAAGUAGGAAAUGAAUGGUGCACUGCAGGGUUUUCUGAGCCCAUUUCAAGGUGCUGAGCAAUGUUUAUUAAGUGGCAAACAGAUGAUGUAAUUGUUGGGAGAUGUAUGUCAUUUCAUCUGACAUACAAAGGCCUUGCUGUGUCAUGGUUUAUAUUCUGCAAUAAAACCUCUUCUCUGUGA
Molecule: messenger RNA, 2757 nt
Organism: Ctenopharyngodon idella (grass carp)
Lineage: Eukaryota; Metazoa; Chordata; Actinopteri; Cypriniformes; Xenocyprididae
Exons: 2
Coding region: 273-1856 (527 amino acids)
Source: RefSeq, a predicted model, not a curated record